Messenger RNA from Stegastes partitus (bicolor damselfish), 4590 nucleotides. RefSeq names its product von Willebrand factor A domain containing 5B2 (gene vwa5b2). NCBI's taxonomy places the organism in Eukaryota, Metazoa, Chordata, Actinopteri, Pomacentridae. The transcript has 20 exons. The coding region runs from base 1 to 4182 and encodes 1393 amino acids. The record is from RefSeq and is a predicted model, not a curated record.
AUGGCCGGGCUGAGAAACCGCUCUACGUGGGAACCACUGCUGCUCAAGGCCUCCUGCAUCAAGUCCUGUGCCAACGGCUGUUCCAUGGGCAUCACUGCACACCUCACAUAUGCCAAUGCUGACGUAGAGUCUGUAGAAGGUGUGUUUGUGUACCCUCUUGGGGAAAAGGAGGUUGUGGUGGGCUUUGAAGCUGUGAUUGCAGGCCGGCUGGUGGGGGUCCAGAUCCAGAACCGAGGGAAGCUGAAGGACUGCUGUUUGGAUUGCUGCCCGGCGUCUGGUCUUGAUGGACACUGCGGGAAUGGUCGGGAGUGGGGCUGCUGUGGGAGCUCCAGCCUAGACAUGCAAUGCACCAACGGACAUCUCCUCCUGGAUGAAGACCUUGAAAGAACCACCUUCAUCGUGGGCACGGGGGUAAUCGGCCCCAUGGAUAUAGUGUCCAUCAUCAUAAGCACCACACUAGAACUCCCCACAUUAGAAAACGGAGCAAUCCGCAUCGUCUACCCCACGCUGCUCACCCCCAUCGUGACGGGCCAGAUGACUCCGAGCAAGAGUGAAAAUGGAGGGAAAUCUGACGAAACUGGUGCAACCAGCUGUUUUGGUGCCACCUCAGGAAAACAAGACCGGGUCUCGGACUCCGAGCAGCAGUGUGCCCACGCCAUCUUCACCUGUCCAGCUGCCAACCUGGCUCCUUAUGAACUCAACUUCCAGCUGCUGGUCAGAGGGGCUUGUCUGCUGGCUGGACUGGAGAGCCCCACUCACGCUCUGAGGGCUGAUGCAGAUCCUAGUGCCCAAAGUGCCUCUGCCACAUACAUCACUUUGGCACAGGAGCAUCCAUACAACAGAAACAUCGAGAUCAUUUUGCACCUCAGUGAACCUCACAGCCCUCUGGUCAUCUUAGAGAGAGGCAGGCUCUCUUUCAACCAAUACGAACAGCAAAUCAGCUCCCGCCGUGAUUUCAUUCGCUGCACUCGCAAAGACUCAGAUCCAGAGAGGAAGCUGGAGUUUGUGAGGAAGCGACACCAUAAGGACAUUUUGAGCAGCCCCGUUCUGAUGCUUAAUUUCUGUCCCGACUUGCUGUCCGAUCCUCUGGAGCUGCAUAAAGCCACCAGAGAGCUGCUGUUUCUGGUUGAUCGCAGUGGCAGCAUGAGUGGCACCAACAUCCAUCGUGUAAAGGAAGCCAUGGUGGUGGCCCUGAAGAGUCUGCCAUCUGGCACCAUGCUCAACAUUGUGGGCUUUGGUACCACCGUCAAGCCCCUGUUCACCAACAGCAAGAUGUGCACUGAUAUAACCCUGAUGCAGGCCUGCGAGUACGUCCAGAGGAUGAGGGCUGACAUGAGAGGCACAAACCUGCUGGGGGCACUGUCCUGGCUGUACCAGCAGCCCAUGCAGCGCUCGUAUCCUCGUCAGGUCUUCAUCAUCACGGAUGGAUCCAUCAGCAACGUGGCUAAAGUGCUGGAGCUUGUACGCAGAAACACAUGCGCUGGCAGAUGCUUUGGCCUCGGCCUUGGUCCCCGAGCAUGCAGGAGACUCCUGCAGGGCGUUGCCAAACUGACAGGAGGGACUACUGAGUUCUUGGAUGAUGAGGAGAGACUCCAGCCCAAGUUAAUCAAGUCUCUGAAAAAGGCUUUUGAACCUGUGUUGACCGACGUACGGAUUGACUGGUAUCUGCCGGAAAACAUGGAGGCUCUUCUGUCACCCAAUGAAAUCCCUCCGCUCUACCCCGGGAAUCGCCUCAUUGGAUAUUGCACUCUUUAUGACAUGACGAUUUUCAGAGCAAAAAAGACAGAGUCUCAAGGACGGAGCUGUAGUUUACAUCGUGGCUCCUCUGGUUCAGUUUUUGACCAAUCAAAUGAUGAGCUUUCACCUCCUCCUGCUUCUGAGCUCAUGCCCAUCGUGACAUGUGCAGAUGGCACUGACUUGGAAGAGGCACUUCGGGAAAUAUCCAGAGAAAUCUCCUCUGAGUUCUCUUGUGCCAAAGACACAGACCCUGGCACCAGUCCAGGUGUGGAGCUGGACUGGUCCAGUGAUGUGAGGAGGAGGAUCCAGGAGAGCUCUUACAUUCAGGAGCAGUACGUCCUCACUCGCUGCUCCCUCAGUAGUGAGCGAAGUCUACAAACGCAGUCCCACUCACACAUACAUGCAUCAAACUCAGACUCAGCAGCCGGCGCCUUUCUGCCCGACCCUCACUCCUCCGGUUCAGUGCUGGAUACAGGCUCUCUACCCCAAGGCCUCGAGAAGAUGCCCCCACCGGAACAGAGGUCAUCCUUGUCUCGCUGGGCAGACUCAGCAUGGCAGCAAAAUCUUUCAGCCGAAACCCCCGACAGUGAGACAAAAAAGAACGGGCGUCUGGAUGGAGGCGAGGAGUCUCGUAGGAGACAAAAAGCACUGGCCCGUUCAACCAUGGCAGCGCGGAGUUUCUCGUCUCCCCAGGGUGAACUGGAGAUGCACCGCCUGAGGAGAGCUCUGGAGAGGGUCUCCUUUGACCAAACAUUAGGAGGGAGACUGGACGAAAGUGAUGGGGAGACGGUGCCCCCAUCAAUAGGGACCAUUACCCACAGAAGCCUCACUGACUCCAAUGGACUCCUGUUCCCUGCCUCUCCUCUGGACUGGGACAGCUUCACAGACCCAGAGUAUCUCUUCACUGCUGCUCCACCAGACGAUCCUCCCCCAGGUCAGUGCCGCUCCCUCAUUCACGGCCUACUGAGCGGCAGGCCUGUGUCCUGGGAGGUCACCGUGGACCUGGGCCACCUCUGGACCCCUGAGGACCAGGACAUCACAGAGGUUGAGGGAAGUGGAGGAGGAGGGGAAGAAGGAAGAGAAGGCAAACCGUGGGAAGAGAUCAUUCACCAGCUGACUGCUCGCUCAGUUAUAAGGGACUUUGAGAAAAUGGCAGAGAAGGAGAGUGACAUCGGACACGGUUCGGCUAAGCGACACCGUAUGAAGGCCAUCCAGACAAGUAAGCACUGCAACAUCAUCUGUAUGUACACAGCCUUCACUACCACUGACAACAACCCCAACAAAGGCGCAGCAGACAGCAUGGACGUCCAGACCACAGGGGUGCAUUUGGCGAACAGGCAGACUUCUCAAUCAGGGAGUCGCAGGCAGAGAUCCUAUUCUGUAGGUCUGGGCAGAAGACGAACCAGCAGAGACAGCGAAGAGGUCGAAGACACCUGGAACGCGACAGGUGGAGGAGGCAAUGCCCACUGUGCUACAUCUCCUCCAACAACCAGCGCCUCAUGCACCCGUUCACAGCGAUCCAUAGAGAGCAAGUCAAUGGAGAGCUUCUUUGGUACCAGGUUUCCACUGGGCAGACUCAGGUCUUCUAUUUCAUCAGGAAAGCAGGUUCCUCUCAAGUCCCACUGUUUAUCUGCAGAGACUGAGAAACAACCUGAAAAUGAAACUCCAGACUACCUGCCCCUGGUGCGUCUGCAGCUGGCAUCCGGAGCUUUUCUACUGACAGAGGUCUACUCUGACUGUGUCCAGAUCCCCCUGGACCGCCUUAAAAGAGCAUCACCAUACAGCCUCCACCGCCGCAGUCUAAGCCCAGCUUUCCGCUGCAUAUCACCCAGUGCUCCAUCUUUAUCUACCUCUGCUAAGCCUCCCUGUGCUCCUGCAAGCCACCAUGUUACCUUUUCCCCUUCUUCCUGCUCCCUUUCAAAACCAAAUGCUCCUCCUUUCCACCACACUCCAGAUGACACUCCCUUGAUACUGGAAUCAAGGCUUCGGCGAAGACACCUUUCUGACCGAGACCCCGUCACCUCACCUCCUGACCUCCCCAGCUCCGAGGAGGGCUCCUUGGAGCUGUCUGUCGGCCCCUCUCGGAGCCAGAGCCAGGGCCAGGCAGACAGCGGCCGUGGAUCAGAGACAGAUGUAUGCGAAGGCUGUUCGGUUGACCCAGCUGACCUCCAGGGGAGCAGCCAGUUGGCUCAAGAGGACCUGGAAGGCUCGAGCUGGGCCACAGCUGUGGCUCUAGCUUGGCUGGAGCACCGGUGUGCUGGCUACUUCAUGGAGUGGGAACUCGUGGCAGCGAAAGCCGACUUCUGGCUGCGCUGUCAGGAGCUGCCGGAGGGAGUGGACCUGGCGGGGCUCAAGGGAGCAGCCAGGCAGCUGUUCCUGCUGCUACGCCACUGGGAUGAAAACAUCAAACUGAACAUGCUGUGUUACAACCCCAAUAAUAUGUGAGACAAUCAUGUCAGAGCUAGCUGAGCCACAUCUACUGAUGAGCAUAAUCACAUGUUACCAAUGAUAGUGACUCCAAACGCCUGGACAUGGAAAAGUAAACUGUGUAUUUUAUUAACUGAUACUGUAACCCAAGGUACCAAGAUCAUUCUAAUUUUACAUGACAUAGACCAAGUGGCCUUUUAUUAUUAAUAUGCUUUAUGCAAUCACAAGAAUGCCUUGACUAUCUGAAUGGGCUUUUUGUAGUCUACGUUUCAGCUUGCCGUCCGUAUAUUGUAUUACUAUGCCAAAUGUUUAAUUAGAGUCAGUAUCAGAUGAUGAUGAUUUUAAUAAUCAGGAUGAUUGUUUGAUAAAUGAAUGAAAGAUUACCUAAUGAAAUUACUGAAGGGGAAAUAAACAGCAAUUUAACCA